AUGCGACGCGAAUCUACAAAAGGCAAAGGCAAAACUGUUAAUAAGGUAAAAACACAUCACGCUAACACAAGCAAAGGUGUAUUUUUGGGUACAGCUCGUGUAGGCAUUCAUUUUAAUGGCACGAAUUUCGCAGCGAGAGCACUAGUUGAUUCGGGCUCUGAGUGUUCUUUCAUUACGGAAAGGCUCAGACGCAGAAUCAACCUGCCGACCAAGAAAAUGCAUGCCCAAGUUUCGGGCAUCAACAAUACGGUUUCUGCGCAGGUGAAAGAAUCAUGCUCAGUUCAACUUAAUUCACCCAUUGAUCCACUGAUUUCGAUAGAAGUGAUGAUGUUAGUUUUACCCAGACUUACUGGAAAUCUGCCAAUAUGCCACAUCAGCGCACUCACGCAGCAAGCUUUUCCAGAUCUUGUCUUGGCGGAUAAAAGGUUCUUCAUAAACGAGCAAGUCGAUCUUGUUCUAGGUGGAGACAUCUAUCCCCAAAUUAUUUUAGGCGGUAUCCGAAAGAAUGUUCUAAGUACGCUAUUAGCUCAAGAGACAGUAUUCGGUUGGAUACUGACGGGUCGGGCAGACUCAGACAAUCCAACUACUAAUCGCGUAUCUUUCUUCAAUGAAGUGGCCCUGGAUAAACAACUCAGCACUUUCUGGGAGUUAGAAGACAUCCCGAGAGACAGGAUAAUGACAGCGGAGGAAAAGCAAUGCGAGGAGCUCUACAAACGAACGACAAGGCGGAAUCAAGAUGGAAGAUACAUCGUGUCUCUUCCAUUUAAAGACAAAUCCAAAGUCACAUUAGGGCCUUCACUGAAAAUAGCAUUUUCCCAGUUCUACAAAAACGAAAAACGGUUAGAGAAAAAUCCUGAGUUGCAAAAGGAGUAUAAUAGAGUAAUCAUGGAGUAUGAAUCCAUGGGCCACAUGUCGAAAGUAAAUUCAAUUCAGUCAGCAGAUUCCGUAGACAACUAUUAUCUACCUCAUCAUUCUGUGAUAAAAGCAGAGAGCACGUCAACAAAGGUGCGUGUAGUUUUCAAUGCGUCUUCUCCAACAGCGAAUGGUGUCAGUCUGAACGAUGUUCUUUUGCCAGGACCCGUGCUUCAGUCUGACCUGACAAUAUUAAUUCUUCGCUGGAGACUUUUCAAAUACGUCUUCAAUAGCGAUAUUGAGAAGAUGUAUAGACAAAUUCUGUUAGAUUCCAAUCAGACCAAAUACCAACGGAUAGUUUUCCGGCCUUGCCCGAACGAUCCCAUCAGCCUUUAUGAACUAAAGACUGUGACUUUCGGCGUGAACUGUGCUCCUUAUCUUGCAAUAAGGACAUUGCUGCAAUUAUCUCAUGAUUCUGAGAGCUCUUAUCCGAUAGCCUCGAAGAUUUUGCGCAAAUACAUGUAUGUCGAUGAUGUGCUCGCUGGCAGACACACCAUCGACUCUGCGUUAAGAGCUCGAGAUAAAGUCAUCACUGUUUUACAAACAGCCGGUUUUCCUCUGCGAAAAUGGACUUCGAACUGCAGCCAAAUACUACAAGGCAUUUCAAAAUCACAUCUGUUGAGUGAAGACUUUUUGGAGUUCGAGGACACUAGCAGUAUGAAAGCGCUUGGUAUAAGAUGGAACGCUCACUCUGAUCAGUUCUAUUUUAUAGCCAAGUCUAUCGAAAACCACGAGAAUCUUACAAAGAGAUCGAUACUCUCAGAUAUCGCCAAACUCUUUGAUCCACUUGGAUGGCUAGCACCGAUAAUUGUCGUUGCGAAGAUACUAAUGCAAAACAUCUGGUUAGAGGGUACUGACUGGAAUGAGAGUUUAUCUCGAACAACAUUAGACAGAUGGCAGACUUUCACGAAAAACUACAACGAAAUCAACAACAUACGUAUUCCUCGAUGGGUAGAAUUCUCGCCAACGGAGAAAGUCGAAAUUCAUGGAUUUGGUGAUGCAUCCGAAAAGGCAUACGCGACUGCAGUCUACUUGCGUGUGGAACGAGACAAACGCACUUUUGUCAAUUUGCUGUUGGCAAAAACUAGAGUUGCACCAGUAAAAACAAUUUCCUUACCCCGAUUAGAACUUUGCGGGGCGGUAUUACUGGCAGAAAUCAUCGAAUCGGUCAUCAAUAAUCUCGACUUAGGCCACUUGCAGAUACACCUUUGGACUGAUUCCACUAUUGUUUUGGCCUGGAUCCACAAACUCCCAUGUUCUUGGUCUACAUUUGUAGCCCAUCGUAUUAUCAAGAUAAUCGACAAAGUGGGAAACUUGAAUUGGCACCACGUGGACUCAGCAACAAAUCCCGCAGACUUGGCGAGCCGAGGCAUACUAGCGCAAGAAUUGGUCAACAAUUCGUUGUGGUGGCAGGGACCUUCUUGGCUGCAAGAAGAUAAAGAAAAAUGGCCAACACAAGACACAGACUUUACCACAAACAUUGAAGAUAAACGGGUGAACGUUCAUACAACAACAACGAAUGACAACACAAAUGAUAUUCUUGGCCGAUUUUCUAGUUUACCAAGAGCUUUGAGAGUAAUAUCUUACGUGUUAAGAUUCUCUCAAAGAACUCAUCCGAAAACAAAAGCUUCAAUUCAGCCGGAAUCUUACUUAAUUUCAGCCGAUGAAAUUAAGGCAACGACAACCCGCUUAAUAACAAUCUCUCAGAAGCAACACUACGGACUGGAAAUCGCGAAAUUAAAAUCUGGAGGACCGAUCGAUGCGAAAAGCGAAAUAUUGCCCUUAAAUCCUUUCAUCGACAAGAACGGUGUAUUGAGAACAGGCGGUCGUCUUGGCGCAUCUCUCGAUCUGGCAUACAACGAACCUUACCCAAUCAUCCUUCCGUAUAAUUGCAGGUUAUCACGUCUGACUGUCCAAUUCGUCCAUGAUGUCUCACUCCACGGUGAAAACCAACUAAUGCUGCGUCUCAUCCGAACGCAGUAUUGGAUUCUGAAGGUCAAAACUAUGAUAAGGUCCAUCAUCUACAACUGUAAGGUCUGCACGAUCUUUAAGAAACGCUCGCAAAAUCAGCUGAUGGGUAUUCUUCCAUAG
This is a messenger RNA of Rhagoletis pomonella (apple maggot), 3003 nucleotides long. RefSeq lists its product as uncharacterized. The transcript has a single exon. The coding region runs from base 1 to 3003 and encodes 1000 amino acids. The record is from RefSeq and is a predicted model, not a curated record. Lineage: Eukaryota; Metazoa; Arthropoda; Insecta; Diptera; Tephritidae.